AUGAGUGUUGAAUCAGGCGGUUGGCAACGAGUGGAUGCCGUUAUUUCUUCAUCGUUUUACAAAGUACCUUCCUCGUCAAUCAAGAUCGAUGAUGUCAUUAUGCUUGGUGGCUCCACUUGCAAGGUUAUCAAAAUCACAGACUUCCAGGGAUGGCCUCGCUUUGAUGGUAUUGAUAUUUUUCUUGGGUCAUACGAGAGUCAGCGCACUUAUUUCAACAAUCCAAGCCAAGGAGAAACCUUCAUGUACAUGCUAGCCCCAGUCUUGGAGUACUAUCAAGUUGCAGACGUUGAACAUGGCGUGGUCAACGUUCUGAAUAAAGAGACUGGUGUUAAGGAAACCCUUCGUGUUCUGAACAUCCCGAAUUUGUCGAAAAACAUCGUGGAAACCUUUAAUUCGACGGAAAGUCCUGUUUGGGUUGGGACUGUUAGACAGGGCAGAAUUUUUAUUGUGGCUUUCGAUACAAAGGAGAGACCGGAAAAUUAG
Molecule: messenger RNA, 483 nt
Organism: Penicillium pulvis
Lineage: Eukaryota; Fungi; Ascomycota; Eurotiomycetes; Eurotiales; Aspergillaceae
Exons: 1
Coding region: 1-483 (160 amino acids)
Source: RefSeq, a predicted model, not a curated record